CAGGCUGCGGGGCGUGUGCAGGCGAGAUUCCACGUGCGCAGGCGGCGGGGGCGUGUGCAGGUGGUGUCUCCCCGCCCCCCAUACACACAUACACGGGCGGGGCUUUUGCGCUCGCCCCCAACGCCUUCCCGCGCUAUAAAGGCAGCGCUCCACGCGCUUCUCUCCAUCACACCUUCUCCUAGCACUUCAAUUCCGGCUUGUCAACGGUCUUCAGCCGCCACCUCCACUCGCCAUGGACCCUAACUGCUCCUGUGCCACAGAUGGAUCCUGCUCCUGCUCUGGGUCUUGCAAAUGCAAAGAGUGCAAAUGCACGUCCUGCAAGAAAAGCUGCUGCUCUUGCUGCCCCGUGGGAUGCUCCAAGUGUGCCCAGGGCUGUGUCUGCAAAGGGGCAUCGGACAAGUGCUCGUGCUGUGCCUGAUGUGAGGACAGUGCCCCCUCCCACGUGUAAAUAGUAUGGACCAACCCAGAGUUUUUCAUGCGGCUCUCUCCUGUUUACUAAACCCCCUUUUCUACAAAAGAUGUGAAUAAAAAGCCAUUUUGAUUCUA
Peromyscus maniculatus bairdii (prairie deer mouse) is the source of this 546-nucleotide messenger RNA. RefSeq names its product metallothionein-2. Gene Ontology annotation, biological process: cellular response to copper ion; intracellular zinc ion homeostasis; cellular response to zinc ion. Gene Ontology annotation, cellular component: cytoplasm; nucleus. Gene Ontology annotation, molecular function: metal ion binding. The record is from RefSeq and is a predicted model, not a curated record. Lineage: Eukaryota; Metazoa; Chordata; Mammalia; Rodentia; Cricetidae.